CCAGUGGUCACACAAAACUGACUGACUGUCUAGAUAUUUGUCACAUCAUCUUGACUAGCAGACGGACUUAGACCCAGGCAGCGUGGGCUCACUGUAACACAGCCUCACCGGCAAAUAGGUUGUGUGCGCAUGCGCAAGCUACUGUCCUAGUUUAUCAACAUCGCUGCAGUUGUUAUUCCCCACAAGAUUUCCGGCUAGCAGCUAGGGACGGUGUUUCUUUUGUGGGAGCUCCUGUUUUAUUUUUCUCUCUUGUAAUGACGACCAACAGGAUGUUGUUUGAUGACGUCAUCAAGCACGUGGGCGAGUUCGGCCUGUACCAGAAAAGGGUUUACUUCCUGCUCUGUUUGGUAACCAUCUCUCAUGGUAUGGCCAUGGUGGUGCUGGUGUACCUCAUGUACACACCUCGACACAGAUGCGCUAUCCCGGGGUAUCCCAACGACACCUAUCACGUGACGUCACCCGAGCACGAGCAGGCCCGCAACCAAUGGAUACCACCAGACGACUCAUGUUCUGUGUAUAGCACCAUCAGCAGCACCACCAACAGCACCAUCACCAUCACCAUCAACACGACCACUAUUGGAAUGAACGCUACCACAGUAAAGUGUGACAGCUGGGUAUUUGACCAGUCCGUGUUUUACAACACAGCCGUCAGUCAGUUUAACCUGGUCUGUGACAGCGAACACCAGGCGUCUCACGCUGUGAUGAUCUUCUACGGCGGUUUUCUGAUUGGCACUCUGGUCAUGGGGGCUGUCUCAGACAUCAUCGGCCGGAAGUUGAGUAUGUUUGUGGCCAUCGCCUUGGCAACCAUCACCGGAACUGGGCUGGCGUUUGUCAACAACUUCGUUGGGUUUCUCAUCCUCAACUUUUUUGUCGGCUCAACGGUAGCUGGUAUCCUGCCGUCGGCAAUUUUGAUAGGUGUGGAGCUGGUUGGACCCUCCAAACGGACCAUCACCGCCAUCUUGACCAGCAUGUGUGUCGCGUGCGGCGUGCUUUCAGUGGCUGGCCUGGGUUUUCUCACCAGAAGCUGGACACACCUCUUGUUGGCGGUCACCCUGCCCAAACUGGCAUGUUUUCUCAUGUGGUGGUUUGUUCCCGAGUCGCCGAGGUGGCAGAUCCAGAAAGGGCAGUACGCCAAAGCUCGCCACACGCUGGCGCACGCCGCCAGGGUUAACGGCAACAAGGUGCCCGAGUCUGUGCUGGACGAGGUUAUGCCCCUUGAGCACCGCCACGACAAGCUCCUGGUGAACGUUGUCAAGGGCAACAGCUCCUACACGAAGACGUCAAAAGACGAGAAAGUUCAAUCUCGGUUUCUGGACGUUUUUAAAAGUCCGGCUUUGCUUUUAAGGGUCUUUUUCAUCUUUUUCAACUGGUUUGUCAGCGGGCUGGCCUACUUUGGACUGAACUACAACAUCGGCAACUUGGGGGCAGGCAGCAUCUUUCUCAACUUUUUCCUGUCCGGCCUGGUCGAGUUUCCUGGUUACCUCUUCACUGUGCUGGCAGCCGACAGGAUAGGCCGCAAGAUGUGCCACUUUCUCCUGAUGUUUGUCUGUGGAGUUGCCUGCCUGUGUUCUGUCCUCUCCAUUGUGUUCGCCCCUGCAGACCUUCAGUGGAUCACGGUUAUGUUCGCCAUGAUUGGCAAGCUUGGGGCGGCUGGGGUUAUGGGGACUGUGUACAUGUACUCUAUUGAAGUCUUCCCCACCUCGCUUAGGAACUCCGCCAUUGGAGUCUGUUCAUGCUGGGCCAGGGUUGGCUCCAUGCUGGCUCCUUACAUGGCGGCUCAGGGGGCCAGAACUGUGGGAGUUCUGGGGAGUAGCGUCCCCUUGUUGGUCUGUGGUUGUCUGGCUCUCGCUGCCUCGUUCAUGUUCUUUGUUUUACCUGAGACCAUGAACCAGAAACUGCCGGAAACUAUCGGAGACAUGAUGGAACUGAUCAGGAAACCAAAAUGUGCCCAUAAGGAUAAUCUGAUGAAAGUUGAAAUCGAUGUGGCAUCACCAGCACUGCUGGACAAUGUAUCGUGAUGUUGUCUGAAGAUGCUGAAGUUGGUUGUGUCUGAAGAUGCUGAAGUUGGUGAUGUCUGAAGAUGCUGAAGUUGGUGAUGUCUGAAGAUUCUGAAGUUGGUGAUGUCUGAAGAUGCUGAAGUUUGUGAUGUCUGAAGAUGCUGAAGUUGGUGAUGUCUGAAGAUUCUGAAGUUGGUGAUGUCUGAAGAUGCUGAAGUUGGUGAUGUCUGAAGAUGCUGAAGUUGGUGAUGUCUGAAGAUGCUGAAGUUGGUGAUGUCUGAAGAUGCUGAAGUUGGUGAUGUCUGAAGAUGCUGAAGUUGGUUGUGUCUGAAGAUGUUGAAGUUGUUGAUGUCUGAAGAUGCUGAAGUUGGUGAUGUCUGAAGAUGUUGAAGUUGGUUGUGUCUGAAGAUGCUGAAGUUGGUUGUGUCUGAAGAUGCUGAAGUUGGUGAUGUCUGAAGAUGUUGAAGUUGGUGAUGUCUGAAGAUGCUGAAGUUGGUUGUGUCUGAAGAUGCUGAAGCUGGUUGUGUCUGAACAUGCUGAAGUUGGUUGUGUCUGAAGAUGCUGAAGUUGGUUGUGUCUGAAGAUGCUGAAGUUGGUUGUGUCUGAAGAUGCUGAAGUUGGUUGUGUCUGAAGAUGCUGACGUUGGUGAUGACUGAAGAUGCUGAAGUUGGUUGUGUCUGAAGAUGCUGAAGUUGGUUGUGUCUGAAGAUGUUGAAGUUGGUUGUGUCUGAAGAUGCUGAAGUUGGUGAUGUCUGAAGAUGCUGAAGUUGGUGAUGUCUGAAGAUGUUGAAGUUGGUUGUGUCUGAAGAUGUUGAAGUUGGUGAUGUCUGAAGAUUCUGAAGUUGGUUGUGUCUGAAGUUGCUGAAGUUGGUUGUGUCUGAAGAUGCUGAAGUUGGUUGUGUCUGAAGAUCGUGAAGUUUAUGUUGUCUAAAGAUGUGAAGGUCGGUGUAUUCUGAAGAUCUUAAAGUAGGUGUUUUCUAGAGAUGUUAUUCCCGCUAAUUGCAUUUCAUCUAUUUUAUGUACAUUGUAUGAGUAUUAUUUUUAUUCCACAUUUUUAAAUUCUCAUGUUUACAUUGCGUUUUUAAUUUUUUUAUAUCAGGGUAAUAUAAUACCUUUGAAUUGUUUGAUGGAUAUGUUUAUGUAUUUAACAGUUUACGUUUUAUGUUUUGUUAUUUGAUCGUUAAUUACUAACAUGUGUAUUUGAUAAAAUACUUUUGAUUAUCUCAAAACGUUAAGAUUAUACAGUUAUAACAAAUCCUUGUAAAAAUCCUUGUGA
Molecule: messenger RNA, 3273 nt
Organism: Physella acuta
Lineage: Eukaryota; Metazoa; Mollusca; Gastropoda; Physidae
Product: organic cation transporter protein-like
Biological process (GO): transmembrane transport
Cellular component (GO): membrane
Molecular function (GO): transmembrane transporter activity
Source: RefSeq, a predicted model, not a curated record